This is a messenger RNA of Danio rerio (zebrafish), 4086 nucleotides long. The record is from RefSeq and is a predicted model, not a curated record. Lineage: Eukaryota; Metazoa; Chordata; Actinopteri; Cypriniformes; Danionidae.
CAGGAUCAGGCGCGCGCACACCAUGUGGAAGAAAAUCGGUUAUCAGCUGGAAACACUGGUCGGGUUCACAUUAACGGAGCGGUGCAGUGUCAGCUCAUUAAAUUAACAAAUAUCAUGAGUUUUAACGUUUAAUAAAGUGUCAGGCAUUCUCCUAAAUGUUUUAUACACGAACCAACAGCUGAAAACCAGCGAGACUCGGAGGAAAGGCGGAUUUACAGCUGUGUGAUGGUCAAACAUGAGCGCUGAGCGGCAGAAACGGCAGGAGAAGAUUCGGAGAGCGCUGAGCUUCAUCAAAUCUUCUCUACCAUAUCCAGACCCUCAAGGCUAUGAGGGGUUUGUGGUCCAGCUGGUGUGUGAUCUCCUGGAGGAGGGAAACGCUGUGUUUGCGGAGCGCGACUGGACGCGGGCGCUUCAGCAUUUCAGCGAGGCCAUCAGUGUGGCUCUUUAUGCUGAAAACGAGGAGCUGAGCGUUCCCUCUGGCCUGCUGGAGAGUCUCUACAUCAACCGCGCAGUCGUUCAUCAGAACAUGGGUGAGUUUGAGAGUGCAGUGAAGGACUGUGAUCGUGCGCUGGUUAUCUGUAAGGACAGCGCUAAAGCUUUAUACCGUAAGGCUGUGUGUCUGAAGGAGUCUGGGAAACUGAGAGAGGCGUUGGACUGCAGCGAUGUGUGUCUUCAGGCCUCACCACAGGAUCAGUCGGUCAGUAGUUUGUCUCAGGAGAUUGCAGAGUGUCUAGGCCUGACACACAGAAAAGCCUCCAGCAGUUCUCAGAGGAAUAAAGCAGCAGGACCUGAGGAUGAAUGCACUGCACCGUCACCUUCAGAUGAGAUGUCUCCAGCAUCUCAUCAGGAGAAAGUCUCAGACUCUGCAGAUGAUGAAUGGACGUCUCCUGUUUCACCGGUGUCUGUGAACAACUCCCAUGAUGCUCCUCUGUGUGUGUCUGGAGGUGUUCUUCAGCCGCUGGAGGACUUGGAGCUGAUGGGGGAUGAGCUGGACCUGCUGCUGGACUGCAUGACCAAUGACAAGGACAACACACAGACUCGAGUUGUUCCUGCUGGUCUGGCGUGUUUCUCCUCUUCAUCUCCUGGUCUUCCUCCUGCGUUCUUCUCAUCUGCUGGCAGUGAGUUAAACGCUCUGGACUCCUUCAUUUCCCCUGAGCCGGACUCCUGCAGUGCUGAUUUGGAUGCUCUGGACUCCAUCUGUCCGUCCGCUGGCUCAGGGUCUGUGCAGCUGGGAGGAGAAGGACUGGACUCGCUCUCUCACUUCAGCCUGUCAGAUGUGAAAGCGUGUCGUAGUUUUCUGCCGUCAGUCAAGCUGACUCACUCUCCACAAACGAGAAAUGGUCACGUGACUUCGACUCUUUCUAGUCUUUCAAAGAAUCCACUGGAACCAACACAUGAGUUCAGUCAAGCCUGCAGCGCCUGCUUCACUUCCACAGGUCCUGGAGUGCUGGACUUUGAGUUCAGGUCUGACGUUUCUCACAGCUGUAAUAAAGAUCUUCUGCUGUGCCGUCGGAGGGGCGGAGCUAACUCACCCUGGAGGCGGAUCCGGCCCCGCCCACGCAACAACUUCCAGGGCGCAUUCAUGCUCUGCAGAGAGGUGUUGGAGACUCGGACGUGUAAGUACGGCGAGGAUUGCACAUUUGCCUAUUGUCCAGAGGAGAUCGAGGUGUGGACGCAGGAAAGGCGGGGCUUGCUGAUCCGAGAGCUGCUCUUCAAUCCCCUGCCGACCAAUCAGAAACGAGCGCUCAGUGUGGUGGAGCUGCUGAAGAUGCACACGGGCAUGUUCAUGUUCCUCUGUGAGGCCUGCUUUGACUGUAAACCCAGAAUAAUCAGCAAACGCUGGAAGGAGAAUCCUUCUUUGUGUGCGAACCUAAAACCACAGCAUCAGUUUGACAAGAAGAAGUGUUUGGUUCAUGCGUUGAAGGGCAGCUCUGUGAGCUACAGUAAGAUCCGCACGCUGAACUCUCGCUGUGUGUUUGACGUGUGUCGUCAGGAGCUCAGUUUGGGCUGCAGGAAGGAGAACGGCUGCAGCUUCGCACACUCGCUGAUGGAGCUGCAGAUCUGGAUCCUGCAGAGAGACACCGGAAUCAGCCUUGACGAAAUAGUGCAAGAAUCUAUAAAACACUGGAACAAACAGCGACCUACGGUUGUAGCUUCAAACUCACCGAACAAAAUCACCACUGCUGCCAAAUCAAUGAGUCCAAUCAGAGUGCAGGAGACCAAUGGAAAGGCAGGGCCUGCACAGGAAACUGGAAGUGCUGAGGCCAAGCGUCACAGGCUGGAGCUGAUGUUGAAGUUUGUGUGCGCUCAGUGCUGGAAGGAUGGACUGCUCAGUGAACCAGACCGAGCACUCAAAUACUGUACAGCUAAAGCCAGACACAGCUGGACCAAAGAGAGGAGGGUUUUACUGGUCAAGUCUCACGAGAGGAAGAAGUGGGUCUCUGUGCGACCUUUGCCCUUUGCCAAGACAUAUCCUCAACAAUACGACAUCUGUGCACAUGUGCUGAAGCAGCGUAAGUGCCACUACAUGGGGAACUGCAGUUUCGCUCACAGUCAGGAGGAGAAGGAUCUGUGGACGUACAUGAAGAACAACAGCCUCAGUGACGUCCAAGAAUUGUUUGAAGUCUGGCUGUCAACGUCCAAUCAGGGAAGAGCAUCUGACAACACUUCACCGCCUCAGCCAAUAGAAGAGAAGCAGAUCACCAUGCCGACGGACUUUGCUGAAUCCAUGAUGGAGGGUUUCUACUGUCCUCUGUGUGGUAAACACAGUAACAGUGAGCGGCAGUGGCAGCGGCACAUCUCCUCAGAGAAACACAAGCAGAGAGUGUUCAGCGGAGAGGGAGAGGACGAGAGUCUGGCCUGGACACAUCGCUUCCCCGGACGCUGUUUCUCCAUCUGUCCCAGGCUGGAUGAUGGUUGUCCUGAAGGUGUGAGUUGUGAUUUUGCUCACAGCGAGGAGGAGCUUCAGGAAUGGUGUGAACGAAGGGAUUUUCUCCGCAGAAGGUUGAACAAAGCCAGAGCCGACAUGCUGAUCUCUCCAACCGACAACGACUUUGGGAACUACAACUUCCUCCUUCAGGAUGAAACACACACAUGUUAAUAUCUGUGUUUUUGAGGGUGUGUUCAGGUGAGAGUUACUGCAGGUGUUCACGUGUUUUAAUAAAGCACAAAGAUGUAUUCUGGUGUAGGUCAUCCAGACGUGACCCAGAAUACCUGUUUCCAAAGUCAGAAUGUUUUACUCCGUGAUGUUUAAAUAGAGAAUUAAUUAAUUCAUUAUGAAAAGUAGGUGAGUUGAGUUUAUUAGUUUGACUCUGUCUGGAGUGAACCUGAAUCUCCUGAGCUGUUUCUCUUUAUGUUCAUUUGGUUUAUACACCAAAUAAAUGCAGAUGUGUUAGACUGCAGACAGGAGAUUUUAUCUUUCAGCUGUUCAUUUGCAUGCAGAAUUUGUCAUACUUCAGUAUGAAGAACGGACAGACAUUAUUUUUGUAAGUUGUUACUUUACAAGUAUUAUUACUGCAAUUUUUUGCUCAUACACUAAGUGGAGCCUGCAGAUAUAUCAAUCACAUUAUGAGUUAAUCAGUGUUUUUAUGAAAUGUUCUUUGUUAUAAUAAAUUAUACUUUCAUUUGUGUUUUUAAACAACAGAUAUCUGAAUAGGCUAAACUCAUUCUAUAAUCCAAAUGUAACUCUUCCCCAUUCUGAGCUCAGUAUUUCAGGUUAUUGAUGCAGUAAAUCAAGGGAAUCUGAUCUUUGGAUUUAUGUUUAUUUUUCAUGUGCACAAAUUAGUUAGUCAUUCAUUGUUACAGUCACUUAAUGUUGUCUUAAUCUUUUAAAUAAAUAAAUAAAUGUGUAUUUACAUAUUAAUGCAUUGUAGUUUCACUGUUGCAUUCUCCCAUUGUUUACAACACUCACUGUUCAUGUCAUAGGCUGUUUACAUGAUCUUUCUUAGAUGCUAGUACGUUAAUAAAUGCCUUCAGAUUAAUGUAAUUAGUGAGUUUAUGUUGUCACCAUGUGAAGAUUACAGUCUGUGAUGUUGUUUACUCAAUGUUUCUUAUACGCUAGUACAUUAAUAAAUGCCUUCUGAUUCA